CGAAGGAAACACUCAAAUGCUGUCAUUUACACACUGUUUCGGUGGUCUGGCCGGUGGUUCUCAUGGCAGAGCGAGCACUGGAAGAGGAUGUGGCACAGGAGAGGAGAGAGAUGGGAAGAAAGAGUGUGCGGACACAGAAAUGGACACAACCAUGCAUGAAACAGGGAACACAUCGAGAGCCAAAGAAGUGGGUAAGGUCUGAACCGACAACUCCAUCCAGAGCAUGUAAGACCCAAAACUCUCCUGAGAAUGCAGCGAGAGAGAGGAGUCGUGUUCGGAACCUUCGACAAGCCUUCCACAGCCUGCAGGCUGCUUUGCCCUCCGUCCCUCCCGACACAAAACUCUCCAAGCUGGACGUCCUGGUGCUGGCCACCAACUAUAUCGCCCACCUGACCGAAACCCUGGACCAGGGUGGGAUGUUGGGGGACCAUACCAUCCUGCAAAGAGCAGAGUACCUGCAUCCUGUGAAGAAAUGGCCCAUGCGUUCUCUUCUGUACUGUGGGAACAUAGGAGAGCGACUGACAGGAGCACAGAUCAGUCAGGAGGCAUCUUGCCUGCCGAAGGUGAAAGCAGACUAAUGGACUGAGAAGACAUUUCAGAUACUCAGUAAUUGUUGGAAAACACUGAUGCAUGUUAGAAAUUGAC
Sinocyclocheilus grahami is the source of this 645-nucleotide messenger RNA. Its product is annotated as transcription factor 23-like. Gene Ontology annotation, biological process: regulation of transcription by RNA polymerase II; developmental process. Bases 63 to 578 code for a protein of 171 amino acids. The transcript is spliced from 3 exons. Lineage: Eukaryota; Metazoa; Chordata; Actinopteri; Cypriniformes; Cyprinidae. The record is from RefSeq and is a predicted model, not a curated record. Gene Ontology annotation, molecular function: DNA-binding transcription factor activity, RNA polymerase II-specific; protein dimerization activity; RNA polymerase II transcription regulatory region sequence-specific DNA binding.